This is a messenger RNA of Dermacentor silvarum, 1992 nucleotides long. RefSeq names its product zinc finger protein 271. The coding region runs from base 1 to 1992 and encodes 663 amino acids. The transcript is spliced from 3 exons. Gene Ontology annotation, molecular function: DNA-binding transcription factor activity; RNA polymerase II cis-regulatory region sequence-specific DNA binding. Gene Ontology annotation, biological process: regulation of transcription by RNA polymerase II. The record is from RefSeq and is a predicted model, not a curated record. NCBI's taxonomy places the organism in Eukaryota, Metazoa, Arthropoda, Arachnida, Ixodida, Ixodidae.
AUGAAUGGUGACAGCAUGCAGGACCUCGUGAGCACACCACCAAUGCACCUGAUCGACUUUUGUUCGAUGCCCAUGCGAUACGACGGCGUCGUAGCAACCAUGCCCACACACUAUGGGCCUUCAUCUGGUGCGGCUGCCUCUCAAAUGGCCACACCACCACAACCUCCGUUUUCACCUGUGAAUUCGGUGGUAGAGCCGGCGCACAACACACGCUCGAAGCGGGCUUCCAUGGAGUCGUGCAUGCGGCCCCAGUGCUACAUCUGUGGCAAGAAGUUUGAGAACCCCAUGCAUCUGCACACGCACAUGGAGCUCCACGCACCGUUUACAGGGGAGGGUCAGCCAAUGGUGUCUGGAGAAAAUAACAAGAUGCCCCCGCUGUCGCUGCUGCCCAACCCACCACCACCCCGCCCUCCCCCGCCACCACCACUGUCUCGUCACAGCUCUUCAGGCAAGGGCUCCCAUCAGGGAACACUCCACUCCUGCUACAUAUGCAUGAAAACGUUUAAGCAGGUGGGCCACCUGAAGACACACCUGAGACUUCACUCGGGCGAGAAGCCAUACGAGUGUCAGGUGUGCAAGAAGAAGUUCACCCAGAGUGGCAACCUGCUGACCCAUACGCGCACGCACACCAACCACAGGCCAUACGUGUGCAAGUAUUGCAACAAGAGCUUCACCGAGAAAGGCAACCUCAACGAACACGAGAGGCUGCAUUCGGGCGAGCGGCCCUACCAGUGCACCGUCUGUUCCAAGUGGUUCACCCAGAGUAGCCACCUGUCCAACCACAUGCGCCUCCACUCGGGUGAACGCCCCUUCAAGUGCCAGGUGUGCCGAAAGACCUUCAAUCAGAGCCCGCACCUGAAAACCCACAUGCGCCUUCAUACGGGUGGACGUCCGUACUCAUGCCCUGUGUGCCAGAAGUGCUUCAUCCAGACGAGCCACCUGACCAACCACAUGCGCAUCCAUACAGGCGAGCGCCCCUACAACUGCCACAUCUGUGACAAGGCCUUCACUCAGAGUGGAAACCUGGCCAGCCAUUUGCGCUCUCACCAAGGUCGCACCCUGGGUGGAUCUAGCACGUCCUGCACAGGACGAACGGCUGAGCCGGCGCACAACACACGCUCGAAGCGGGCUUCCAUGGAGUCGUGCAUGCGGCCCCAGUGCUACAUCUGUGGCAAGAAGUUUGAGAACCCCAUGCAUCUGCACACGCACAUGGAGCUCCACAGCACCGUUUACAGGGGAGGCUCUUCAGGCAAGGGCUCCCAUCAGGGAACACUCCACUCCUGCUACAUAUGCAUGAAAACGUUUAAGCAGGUGGGCCACCUGAAGACACACCUGAGACUUCACUCGGGCGAGAAGCCAUACGAGUGUCAGGUGUGCAAGAAGAAGUUCACCCAGAGUGGCAACCUGCUGACCCAUACGCGCACGCACACCAACCACAGGCCAUACGUGUGCAAGUAUUGCAACAAGAGCUUCACCGAGAAAGGCAACCUCAACGAACACGAGAGGCUGCAUUCGGGGCGAGCGGCCCUACCAGUGCACCGUCUGUUCAAGUGGUUCACCCAGAGUAGCCACCUGUCCAACCACAUGCGCCUCCACUCGGGUGAACGCCCCUUCAAGUGCCAGGUGUGCCGAAAGACCUUCAAUCAGAGCCCGCACCUGAAAACCCACAUGCGCCUUCAUACGGGUGGACGUCCGUACAAAUGCCCUGUGUGCCAGAAGUGCUUCAUCCAGACGAGCCACCUGACCAACCACAUGCGCAUCCAUACAGGCGAGCGCCCCUACAACUGCCACAUCUGUGACAAGGCCUUCACUCAGAGUGGAAACCUGGCCAGCCAUUUGCGCUCUCACCAAGGUCGCACCCUGGGUGGAUCUAGCACGUCCUGCACAGGACGAACGGCUGGCAAUACACCACCACGGCGUCCAGCGCCACACAUCAUGAACUUGACUCCAGCUGCUCCAGCUGACCCCGAUGCGGCAGCCCCUACAACUUAA